AUGCGGGGUUCUGCUGACCCUGUCGGGCUGGAGGGGUUGAGAUGGCUCGGCUGGAAAGGAGGCUAUUCAGGACCGCCCCGGAUCAUCGCAAUCGGCUCCUGGACUUUCUGGUUUCGAGUCAAGUCUGUGUCUUCCGAGGGUGGAGAUGAGUGUUGCAUCUAUGGCGUGUCUGCCAUGCAGGGCUGGCGAAUCAGCAUGGAAGACGCCCACGCUGCCGUACUCGACCUUCAAGCGAAAUACACGGGUGAGAGCGAUGAGAAGCCGACCGAUCCCGCCCAGAGACUAGCUUUCUUCGGUGUAUACGAUGGUCACGGUGGUGACAAAGUUGCUCUCUUCACCGGAGAGAACCUGCAUAAGAUUGUGUCCAAGCAAGAGUCGUUCGCCAAAGGCGAUAUUGAGCAAGCACUGAAGGAUGGAUUUUUGGCUACCGAUCGGGCAAUCUUGGAAGACCCGAAAUACGAAGAAGAAGUGUCUGGCUGUACCGCCUCUACGAGCAUCAUCUCUAAACACAAGAUCUGGGUGGCAAACGCCGGUGAUUCCCGAUCGGUCCUUGGUGUUAAGGGCCGCGCGAAGCCGCUUUCUUUUGACCACAAGCCUCAGAACGAAGGCGAGAAAGCUCGUAUUAGUGCCGCGGGUGGCUUCGUCGACUUUGGCCGCGUUAAUGGAAACCUUGCUCUGUCCCGUGCCAUCGGUGAUUUCGAAUUCAAGAAGAGUCCCGAGCUGUCCCCUGAGCAACAGAUCGUGACCGCAUACCCCGAUGUGACUGUCCAUGAACUGACCGACGAUGAUGAAUUCCUGGUCAUUGCCUGCGACGGCAUCUGGGAUUGCCAGUCCUCCCAGGCAGUGGUGGAGUUUGUGCGGAGAGGAAUUGCGGCCAAGCAGGAUCUCUACCGGAUCUGUGAGAACAUGAUGGACAACUGCCUUGCCUCCAACAGCGAGACCGGCGGCGUCGGAUGUGACAACAUGACCAUGACCAUCAUCGGCCUUCUCAACGGCAAGACCAAGGAGGAAUGGUAUAACCAGGUUGCAGAGCGGGUUGCGAACGGAGACGGGCCCUGUGCUCCGCCCGAUGUGUGCGUAGCCGAAUUCCGCGGCCCUGGCAUCCGGAACCAAUUCGAGGAUCAUCCCGAUGACUAUGACUUGGAGAUGGAGCGGUCGCGUGCGUUCAGUGUCCGGUCAGGCCGGAUCAUCCUGCUGGGCGAUGGCACCGAGGUGAUUCCCGACCAAAACGAUGAGGAGCUAUUCCACCAGACGGAAGACCAGGAUCUUGUCAACCAAGUGCAUCCCACCGAUGUCCGGAAUGAACGUGAAGGCACCCCUGGUCCACAAGGCAAGCAGGAGGAGACGGGCAGCGCGACUCAAAUAUCCGAAUCCCCGGCCUCUACGGAUGAUAAAGAGAAGUCGACUUCCUCGUAG
Molecule: messenger RNA, 1416 nt
Organism: Penicillium macrosclerotiorum
Lineage: Eukaryota; Fungi; Ascomycota; Eurotiomycetes; Eurotiales; Aspergillaceae
Product: PP2C family serine/threonine-protein phosphatase
Exons: 7
Coding region: 1-1416 (471 amino acids)
Biological process (GO): protein dephosphorylation
Molecular function (GO): cation binding; protein serine/threonine phosphatase activity
Source: RefSeq, a predicted model, not a curated record